AGCAGAACCCGUGGAUGUCUUAAAAGUAUUAGAAUUUCCCACUGUCCCAGAAGGAGUAGAGAAAACGUCAGGAUUCUGCACAAACCGAAGAGCAUCACAGCCAGACGCGGCCUACAAAAUCAGCAAGAAUGCCCAGCUCAGUGCCCCGACCAAGCAGCUUUUCCCAGAUGGCGUUUUCCCUGAAGACUUCUCCAUCCUAACCACGAUCAAGCCCAAAGCAGGGAUCCAGUCCUUCCUCCUGUCCAUCUACAAUGAGAAAGGCGUCCAGCAGCUGGGCGUGGAGGUGGGCCGUUCACCUGUCUUCCUGUACGAGGAUCAGGAGGGCAAACCUGCCCCGGAGGAUUACCCUCUGUUCCGCGCUCUCAAUCUGGCCGACGGAAAGUGGCAUCGCGUAGGCAUCAGCGUUGAGAAGAAGACAGUGACUAUUGUUGUCGACUGUAAGAAGAAGCUGACCAAGCCAUUGGGCAGGAGUGACCAUGCCAGUAUCGACACCAAGGGUAUCACCGUUUUUGGCACCAGGAUCCUGGAUGAGGAAUCUUUUGAGGGUGAUAUACAACAACUGCUGAUUGUGGCUGACCCUAAAGCAGCUUACGACUACUGUGAACAUUACAGCCCAGACUGUGACGUCCCUCACAAGGACACACUGCAGGCACAGGAGCCCGGAGAGGAGUACACAACUCCUGUUGAAUAUGGUGAUUUAUAUGAUUAUUACGAGGGAGGCACACCCACAGCGACUGAUGAGUUUUCUGAGCCGCAGAGAGUGAAACGUAGUGUCUCCAUGAAAUCCAAGAGGACAAAAAAGUCCCCUAAAUCUUUUGCCAAACCCUAUAAGUACCUGGAGCCAAAACAGGCUAAAAAGUUAGUGCCUAAGAAGAAGAGAUACGGAUACCUGCCACCAACACCAAGACAAGCCAUUCUAGGGCUGGGUGGAGGUGCUGCUCUUGGUCAGAAAGGUGAGAAAGGAGAGCCUGCAGUGAUUGAACCAGGAAUGCUGAUCGAGGGACCUUCAGGACCACCUGGACCUGCUGGUCUUCCAGGUCCUCCAGGUUUACAAGGCCCCCCUGGUUUGGCUGGAGAUCCUGGUGAUAGGGGUCCUCCAGGCCGUGCUGGUCUUCCUGGAGCUGAUGGUUUGCCAGGACCACCUGGAACUAUGCUCAUGCUGCCGUUUCGUUUUGGUGGUGAUGGAGAAAAGGGCCCAGUGGUUUCAGCUCAGGAGGCUCAGGCUCAGGCUAUUCUCUCUCAGGCCAGGCUCGCCAUGAGAGGUCCACCGGGUCCAAUGGGUCUCACUGGACGAUCUGGACCAGUGGGUCUUCCAGGUCCUCCUGGACUGAAGGGAGAAAGUGGGGAUCAUGGUCCUCAGGGUCCAAGGGGAAUCCAAGGCCCACCAGGGCAAAUAGGAAAACCUGGAAAGAGGGGUCGUGCUGGAGCUGAUGGUGCCCGAGGAAUGCCUGGAGAGUCUGGAUCUAAGGGUGACAGAGGUUUCGAUGGGCUUCCGGGUCUGCCUGGUGAGAAAGGACACAGGGGUGAGACCGGCCCUGCUGGACCCCCGGGACCAACUGGAGAGGAUGGACCAAGAGGAGAAGAUGGUGAGAUCGGACCAAGAGGACUUGCUGGUGAGAGCGGGCCGCGAGGUCUUCUCGGCCCAAGAGGCCCUCCUGGACCUCCUGGACAACCUGGCAUUGCUGGUGUUGAUGGUCCGCAGGGUCCCAAAGGAAACAUGGGGCCUCAGGGAGAGCCAGGUCCUCCUGGACAGCAGGGAAUCCCAGGAGGACAGGGUCUUCCAGGUCCACAGGGACCCAUCGGACCACCCGGAGAAAAAGGCCCUCAGGGAAGGUCUGGUUUGCCUGGAUUGCCUGGUGCAGAUGGGCCUCCUGGACAUCCUGGUAAAGAGGGUCCACCUGGAGAGAAAGGAGCUUUGGGCCAGCCUGGUCCCCAGGGCCCCAUCGGCUAUCCUGGCCCUCGCGGUGUGAAGGGUGCAGAUGGUGUCCGUGGUCUAAAGGGAGGCAAAGGAGAGAAGGGUGAGGAUGGAUUCCCAGGUUUCAAGGGAGACAUGGGUCUCAAAGGCGACAGGGGAGAGCUGGGACUGGCUGGACCCAGAGGAGAAGAUGGUCCAGAGGGCCCGAAGGGUCGUGCAGGGCCUAACGGUGAAUCUGGACCCCAGGGAUCUGCCGGAGAAAAGGGCAAACUAGGUGUUCCAGGAUUGCCCGGCUAUCCAGGACGUCAAGGGCCAAAGGGUUCGACCGGUUUCCCCGGAUUCCCAGGAGCCAAUGGAGAGAAAGGAGGCAGGGGGGUGGCUGGGAAAGCUGGUCCAAGAGGCCAAAGAGGUCCAACGGGCCCCCGUGGUGCACGAGGUGCAAGAGGCCCAACUGGAAAGCCAGGCCCGAAGGGAACAGCAGGCAACGACGGUCCACCUGGCCCACCCGGUGAGAGAGGCCCUCAAGGACCCCAGGGUCCUGUUGGUUUCCCAGGACCAAAGGGUCCCCCUGGACCACCUGGAAAGGAUGGGCUGCCCGGUCACCCUGGCCAGCGGGGAGAGACUGGAUUCCAAGGCAAAACUGGCCCACCAGGACCUGGAGGAGUUGUUGGACCACAGGGACCGACUGGAGAAACCGGUCCAAUUGGUGAAAGAGGACAUCCUGGACCCCCUGGUCCCCCCGGAGAGCAGGGUCUUCCUGGCGCUGGUGGAAAAGAAGGGGCAAAGGGAGAUCCAGGUCCUCAGGGCAGUCCAGGAAAAGACGGUCCACCAGGACUCAGAGGGUUCCCUGGAGAAAGAGGUCUUCCAGGAGUGACGGGUCCACCUGGUUUGAAAGGCGCCGAGGGCCCUCAGGGCCCUCCUGGCCCUGUUGGUUCCCCUGGUGAGAGAGGAGCAGCAGGAUCUGCUGGUCCCAUUGGCCUGCCUGGACGUACUGGACCUCAGGGACCCCCAGGACCUGCUGGAGAGAAGGGUGCACCGGGAGAGAGAGGUCCUCUGGGUCCAGCCGGUAGGGAUGGAGUUCAAGGUCCAGUUGGUCUGCCAGGUCCAGCAGGACCUCAGGGUCCACCUGGAGAAGAUGGUGACAAGGGAGAAGUGGGUGAACCAGGCCAGAAGGGAAGCAAAGCUGACAAAGGAGAACAGGGUCCACCAGGUCCUCCUGGUCUUCAGGGACCCAUUGGAGCUCCUGGACCUGCUGGAGCAGAUGGCGAGCCCGGUCCUCGUGGACAGCAGGGUAUGUUUGGACAGAAGGGAGAUGAAGGAUCCCGGGGCUUCCCUGGACCUCCUGGUCCCAUCGGUCUGCAGGGUCUUCCAGGACCACCUGGCGAGAAAGGUGAAAAUGGAGAUGUUGGUCCUAUGGGUCCUCCUGGUCCACCAGGUCCCAGAGGACCUCAGGGUCCUCCUGGUGCUGAUGGCCCGCAAGGUCCUCCUGGAGGAAUAGGAGGAAUGGGAGCCGUGGGUGAGAAGGGUGAGCAAGGAGAAGCUGGCAACCCUGGACCUCCUGGAGAGCCUGGACCUGGGGGCCCGAAAGGUGAGAGAGGAGAGAAAGGUGAAGCUGGUCCCCCUGGUGCUGCUGGACCUGCAGGUCCCAAAGGACCCCCUGGAGAUGAUGGACCCAAGGGUAACCCUGGCCCUGUUGGUUUUCCUGGAGACCCAGGUCCACCUGGUGAGCCAGGUGUUGCUGGAAUAGAUGGAGGCCCAGGAGAGAAGGGAGAGGAUGGAGAGUCUGGUCAGCCUGGACCCCCUGGUCCUUCUGGAGAAGCUGGUCCACCAGGACCACCUGGAAAACGAGGACCCCCGGGGGCGCAUGGAGCUGAAGGCAGACAAGGAGAGAAGGGCGCCAAGGGAGAAGCAGGACUUGAGGGUCCACCAGGUAAAACUGGACCAGUUGGUCCUCAAGGACCCUCUGGAAAGCCUGGUCCUGAAGGUCUCAGAGGAAUCCCCGGUCCAGUCGGUGAACAAGGACUUCCUGGUGCUCCUGGACAAGAUGGUCCACCUGGACCAAUGGGACCUCCUGGUCUGCCUGGCCUUAAAGGAGACCCUGGCUCUAAGGGUGAGAAGGGUCACCCUGGUCUUAUCGGUCUCAUCGGGCCACCCGGUGAACAGGGAGAGAAGGGAGAUCGGGGUUUGCCUGGACCUCAGGGUGCUGCCGGCAGUAAGGGUGAUAAUGGCAUCAGUGGUGCUUCUGGUCCAAUUGGUCCUCCUGGUCCUCCUGGAUUGCCUGGUCCACAAGGGCCAAAGGGAUCCAAGGGUUCAACUGGUCCUGCUGGUCAAAAAGGAGACACUGGCACGGUUGGACCUCCUGGGCCUCCUGGUCCUCCUGGUGAGGUCAUCCAGCCUCUGCCCAUCCACAGUCCCAAGAAAUCCCGUCGCUCCAUCGACAUGCAGGCGGAUGAAGCAGGCACCAUGCUGGACUAUGGAGAGGGCAUGGAGGACAUAUUCAGCUCUCUCAAUAAUCUCAAACAGGACAUCGAGCGCAUGAAGUACCCCAUGGGCACGCAAAACAACCCAGCACGAAGCUGUAAAGACCUUCAGCUCGCUCACCCUGAAUUCCCAGAUGGCGAAUAUUACAUUGAUCCUAACCAGGGCUGCUCUGGAGACUCCUUCAAAGUGUACUGCAACUUCACAGCAGGAGGAGAGACCUGCAUCUUCCCUGAUAAAAAGUCAAAUGGAGUGAGAAUAUCUUCAUGGCCCAAAGAGGUGCCCGGCUCCUGGUUCAGUGAAUUUAAGCGUGGCAAAAUACUUUCAUACGUGGACGCAGAAGGCAACUCGAUAAACAUGGUCCAGAUGACGUUCCUCAAACUACUGACAGCCUCCGCCAGGCAAAACCUGACCUACAGCUGCCACCAGUCAGUGGCCUGGCACGACGCCACUACGGACAGCUAUGACAGAGCAUUACACUUCCUCGGCUCCAACGACGAGGAGAUCUCAUACGACAACAACCCCUACAUCAAGGCCCUGUCAGACGGCUGUGCGGUGAGGAAGGGCUAUGGAAAGACAGUACUGGAGAUUAACACUCCCAAAAUUGAUCAGGUUCCAAUCGUCGACGUGAAGUUCACUGACUUUGGGGAUCCCAACCAGAAAUUUGGAUUUGAAGUUGGUCCAGUCUGCUUCCUUGGCUAAACAAAACACAGACAAAGAAAAAAUACCAAUAACUUGGCUGGGUAGGACGGGUUGUGCGCACGAGGCAAGACUUUCUUGAUCUCAUCAAACCAUCGAGGCCCUGUUCCUGCCACAUGCAAGUUUUGAAUAUUAAAAAAAUGGGGUAGCGAACACGUCUUACCAUGUAUGUAUGUAUUACCCAGGAAAAUACUUGUUGCCCUUGUGGGGCAAGGAUCACAUGACAUGAAACCUGUUAUGGAACGAAAAGGUGAAGGACAACGUCAAGCCAAGGCAAGCGGUUGGAGAGUCGAUGAAAGGGAGGACCUCUCAACGGUGCAGUGCAAAUCAAAAAAAAAAAAAAA
Molecule: messenger RNA, 5436 nt
Organism: Danio rerio (zebrafish)
Lineage: Eukaryota; Metazoa; Chordata; Actinopteri; Cypriniformes; Danionidae
Gene: col11a1a
Product: collagen, type XI, alpha 1a
Cellular component (GO): extracellular region
Molecular function (GO): extracellular matrix structural constituent
Source: RefSeq, marked provisional